AUGGGCGAGACUUCGUCCAAGGCAGCUCUCACAUCUGGGUUACCCGGUGACGAUUCCUCACCCCACAUCUGGCCUACCCGGGGACGGCUCUCACAUCUGGCCUACCCGGUGAUGGAUGGGCUCCGGGCAUGCGCGACGGCUCUAGGCUGUGGACGAGGGCCUAAUGGACGUGGUCGACACCCUAAACACCCUAUAACCAACAGCCGGUGA
This is a messenger RNA of Glarea lozoyensis ATCC 20868, 210 nucleotides long. RefSeq lists its product as uncharacterized. The transcript has a single exon. The coding region runs from base 1 to 210 and encodes 69 amino acids. The record is from RefSeq and is a predicted model, not a curated record. NCBI's taxonomy places the organism in Eukaryota, Fungi, Ascomycota, Leotiomycetes, Helotiales, Helotiaceae.